AUGGCGGACCUCCAGUGGCGCGCCAUGUUCUCCUCCGGCCUUGACGCAGCCACCACGCGCGAGCUGCACGCCGUCGCGCGGGAAGCUGCCCUCCUGGCCCUGAAGCCCAAUGUGUCGGACUUCUUCCCGGCGCUCGCCGCACUGGACCUUCAGGGCAUCCGGCGCAGCAUGACGAGGCAGCUGGGAAAGGUUUACAGGCUGAUCGACCAAGAGAUCGACCAGCGGAGGCGAGGCCGGGAAGCGGGCAGCGUCGACGGGCGCGAGAAGGACGACCUGCUGGACGUGAUGCUGCAAAUGUGCGAGGUGGACGGGGCGGCGGUGAUGAACCAAGACUCUAUGAGAGCAUUUCUUACGGAUCUAUUUCUUGCGGCCAUCGAUACCGUCUCGGGCGCGAUCGAGUGGGCAAUGGCAGAGUUAUUACAAAAUCCAGAAACCAUGAAGAAGCUAAAAGAGGAACUUAGUAGAGUUCUUGGCUCGAAGGAACAUGUUGAAUACUCCGAUAACCUUCCUUACCUGCAAGCAGUCGUUAAGGAAACUCUCCGUCUGCACGCAGUUGUGCCGUUGGCACCUAACAAGGUUGAGCAGACAGUAGAGAUACAGGGGUACACCAUCCCCAAGGGAAGCACCGUGAUUGUGAAUCUGUGGGCCAUCCAUCACAAUGCUCAAGUAUGGACAGAGCCAGACAAGUUCAUCCCUGAGAGGUUCCUGUGUAAGGAGGUAAAUUUCCAAGGUAUGGACUUUGAAUUCAUGCCCUUCAGUGCUGGAAGGCGCAUCUGCCUAGGGUUGCCGCUCGCUACUAGGAUGCUUCCUGCCUUGCUAGGCUCGUUGUUGCACCGUUUUGAGUGGACAUUGCCCGAAGAGGCCAUGAAAAUUGGUGUUGAUAUGUCUGAGAAGCUUGGGUUAACAAUGUCUAUGGCGACUCCUCUCCAAGCUAUAGUAGUGAAGACAUUAUAA
Triticum aestivum (bread wheat) is the source of this 954-nucleotide messenger RNA. Its product is annotated as geraniol 8-hydroxylase-like. The transcript has 2 exons. The coding region runs from base 1 to 954 and encodes 317 amino acids. Gene Ontology annotation, molecular function: oxidoreductase activity, acting on paired donors, with incorporation or reduction of molecular oxygen; heme binding; monooxygenase activity. The record is from RefSeq and is a predicted model, not a curated record. Lineage: Eukaryota; Viridiplantae; Streptophyta; Magnoliopsida; Poales; Poaceae.